CCGGAGUUUUCGGAUGAUCGUUCGGCUGGAAGUUGCCGCAUCUCCGGACUUUCCAGGGGGGUUUUUCGGUAUACCGACACAUAAUACGGGGAAUCCCCCGGUUAUCUAUACGUAUUCCGUAUACUCGAUUACGCUAUCUCGAAUUCUGUAGCUCGCGCUCUGAACGGCGCUCUAAAAAUAAAGUAGGUAAUUGAAAAAUUCAGCCACCCUGGCGGAAUUAACGAGGCUCGUCUGCAAAAGGAGUGGCGGCGGUGCAACAUAUGCGUAGGCGGUGCAUGCGCGCGCGCGCGCGCGGGGGUCUAUUGAUCCCUCCGGUUGCGCGCGCCACGGCCCUUCAUUCCUCGAAGUAUAAUACUCGGCGCUUCGUGUCUUCGAGCAUUACUCUAGUGUCCUGUAAGAGCCGUCAGCGUGAGGUGUGCAUCUAAAUAUCAGAAUAUGGCGUAUCAGAGGAUGUCCUUCCUCGGAGCUUCCUGUCUGCUGCUCGUGGUUAUCGGGCCGUUGAUGCGAGGCUCGGCUCUCGUCCUGCCGACCCUGACGACGACGACGACGACGACGACGACGACGACCACGACGACGGAAAGUCCACAAAGUGCGGAUACUGACGAACCUUAUACCACCAAGCGCAACGCCAAUGUGUUUUUCGAUGGGCUGCCGAAAGUUACACCGUUUCCCCUCCCGGUGGUGAACAACGAGAUAAAGCCGACAGCCAGUGCAACGGCGACGUUGGCGACGGCCAAAGCGAAGGGCACACUAGCCCCCACGACGACGGUCAAGACUACCAUAGCACCGAGAGGGGGUAGUUCCGAGAUGCCUCUGUAUCGACUCAACGGCAGCAACGGACAAGCUUGCAUACUGCUGCAGGUCGACGCGCUUAUCACCGUCAAGUACAAGGAUAAGCUCGGAGAGGAACAGGAGGCUGAUAUUUACGUCCCGGAUGAAGCGACGGUGACCGGCAACUGCGACAACGAAAAUUUCGUCAUUAUGUCCUUGAAGUGGAACGCCUUCGUGCUGUCGUGGAGCUUCGCCAAGACACCCGGUGGCGAGCGAUGGUACGUCGAUAAGAUCGAGCUGACUUACAACUCGAGCGAUCGACACUUCGAGCAUAUCGAUCAGCCCAAUAGAACAAUAAGAUUGAGCACAGCAGCCAAGCACAGCUCGAUGCUGUUCCCGACCCCCGUGGGAAAGUCGUACGCCUGCGACGACGAGCAGGAGAUUCUGCUUACCGACGGCAAGAAUCAUGCCAGUGUGCUCCUGAGAAACAUGAAGCUGCAGCCGUUCAAGUUCAAGAACAACGACUUCGCGAUGGAGUUCUCGUGCACGGCCCUGAGCGCACGCGCGGGUCGGGACGAAACCGCGCCGGUAGCCGUGGGCUCGACCCUCGCCGCAGCCGUCCUCCUCACCAUCACCGGUUACGCCGCUUGGCGCUACUUCAAGGUCAAGAAGGUCAAGUACGACACCAUGGAGUAAUUUGAAUUUUGAAUUUCCCGCGCGAGGGAAAAUUCAUUAUGUGUUAUACCAGAGACGUAGCCGCACGUAUGCGCCCCUUUCGUUGUCCUUUAGAUUAUACAUCACCUACGGUCGAUCCGCACGUUUUUUAAGUCAAUGAAAAAAAAGAAAAGAAUAUCCGAGUUUAUGGUAUGUUUUGUAUUUAGGGCGCGUUAUACGCUACGAUCUAUACAGUGUAUACGUGCGUGUGAUCGUUUUGUCUGAAAGAAAUCUAUUGCAUAUAUUAUAUCGAAAUUGUUUAUUCGUGUCGUUUUUCAUUAUUAUAUAGUAUACACGACGUUGAUAGGUAUAUUACAUUAUAGCCGCAUCGUUAUCACGCGUAACGAGAAAAUAACAAUAUAUUAUAUGCAUGUCACGACGCAUCGAGAACGAUAUCCCAUUAUAUUCGAUAUAGACGACACUCUCAGCUCUCUUCAAUUAUAUUAAUUAAGAAAUAAUGAAUAUAAAAUAUACACGAAGAAAAUUAAUAAUAAAAUAAGGAUAAUAACAAAUUUUAAAAAUGUACGUUCGAGAAACGGAAAAUCGCAAACUCUGAAGGUUGUAUGUAUAGCGAAAUGAAAUUGCAGGCAAUAUCUUAAAAAGCCUUUCAAUUUUUCAAAGUCAAUGUUACAUAAAAUUGCAGUCGUUCGCGCGUACGCAUCUCAUCGAUUCCUCCAUCUGUCCGAUAGCACUUGCUGUUGUUUCUAUGCAUAUCGUUUACAUUCGUUUGUCGAAUUUUCCCCGUAAUUAUACUCUACUCGUUAUUAUUAUUAUAUAAUUGAUAGAUCUAUCGUAUACUGUACUUCUAGUCCGUAACUUUACAUUGUACGAGGGUUUGUAAUUCUAGUCGAUUUAAUAACACACACACACACACACACAUAUAUAGCCAGCGCUGAUUUCGCGUUAUGUGCUCGAUGAUGAGAGAAAACUGCAUAUUCGAGAUAGCGUUUUUACUAGUCGUUUCGAAAGAUUGACGCUUUGAAGCUUCCGAUUAAUCGUUUGAGCAAUUGUUCUUGAAUUGAUGAUACUUACUCUUAUAAAAGGAGAGGAUUUGUUUAAUUAAUUUAGAAAAAAGGGGGGAUUACAGACACGUGAAAAAUGAGUUAUAUGAUUAAGUGACUUAGCUCGUAUACAUGAACGUUGUAUAAAAGAAAAAUACAACAAGUGCAAUGGGUAUACUUGUACAUAAGAUGAGUAGCUUAUAUCCUACGCAUUUAUGUACUUAUCUUAUAAUAUUAUACUGAUGUGGCAAAAAAAAAAAAAAAAAAAAAA
This is a messenger RNA of Nasonia vitripennis (jewel wasp), 2757 nucleotides long. RefSeq lists its product as uncharacterized. The record is from RefSeq and is a predicted model, not a curated record. The transcript is spliced from 7 exons. NCBI's taxonomy places the organism in Eukaryota, Metazoa, Arthropoda, Insecta, Hymenoptera, Pteromalidae. Gene Ontology annotation, cellular component: membrane. The coding region runs from base 436 to 1467 and encodes 343 amino acids.